CAAACACACUCUCCUUAACACUUUUUUCUUUUCCACUCUCUCUUCUUUCUUUCUUUCCCCAAUAUUCCUAACCCAUGCCAUUACCUAUCUCCUCUUGCAUAUUAAUUGGGAUGGCGUUGGUGAUAGCGACGGGGGUGGUAGUGGCUUGGUUGGUAGGGAAGAAUAAAUGCCGGGUAAGAGAAACAGGCCCUACAUAACAACACAAGACAUGGUGGUGAGAUUAGUACCAGUAACUCCUCAUCAAGCUCGUAGUCACAGACACAGAUUGGGUUCUCAUAGUUAAAGGGUAUCAUUGGUUUAGAAAGUCUAUAGAGAGAGAAAAGUGUCUAGUCUACUACUCACUCUCUCAUGCACGUGGUUCAGCCUUCAGUUGGUGGCAAUCUCUGAAUUUAUAUAUCACAGCCUAUUAAAAGAAGUUUAUUUAAUUCCCUCGCACUGUGUCACCUGCUUCCUUUCCAGCAAAGGUACAGCCACCAUUUUCACCUUCUUCAUUUCAUCACAUUUAACUCUCUCUUCUCUUCCCCCAUUCCACCCUGCCCUCCAUUUCCUCUCUCUCUUCCGCUACAAAAGCUCUCAUUUUUAUGCCACCCCACUAAACCCAAACCAUUAAAAUACACAAAACACAACAUGGGCAUUAACGAAUCUUUGUUCUUCAUUCCUAGGCAGAGAACCCAGAAGGAAAAGGUAGAGAGAGAUUAAACGGGUAGUACAACUCUAUUUUAUUUUAUUUGUUUGGGUUUUGUUUCUCUCUCCUUCGAUUCCUGUAUUCUUAAUGAGAAUGUUCCCAGUCGGUGAUGAUCGUGAUGUUUUGUUUCUUAUCGGACCAACGUUUACGAGACCUGAAACGUUGUAGCUGAGGAAGCAACACUCAGAAUCGAAUCCAGUUCGGUUGUGACAGCUAUGAUGUCAAAGGGGUGAUCACAUUGUUUCGAGCAUGAGAAGACACCGUGAAAUCCAUCUCUCUCAUGCUCUGUUGUCCACCGUUUUCUGUUUGUUUGUGACAGCUUCUGCAGCAACUGAGAAGGAAAUUUUGCUUGAAUUCAAGGGUAACAUCACGGACGAUCCACGCGCCAGCUUGAGUUCGUGGGUUUCAAGUGGAAACCCGUGCAAUGAUUACAACGGUGUUUCUUGUAACUCCGAAGGGUUUGUGGAGAGAAUUGUGCUUUGGAACACUAGCUUGGGGGGGGUGUUGUCCUCGUCACUUUCGGGGUUGAAGAGGUUGAGGAUAUUGGCGUUGUUCGGGAACCGUUUUUCGGGUGGUAUUCCAGAAGGGUAUGGUGAACUUCACUCGUUGUGGAAGAUCAAUUUGAGUUCCAAUGCUUUGUCUGGUUCGAUCCCUGAGUUCAUUGGUGAUUUUCCUAGCAUUCGGUUUCUAGAUUUGUCCAAGAAUGGCUUCACUGGGGAGAUACCUUCGGCUUUGUUUAGGUACUGCUACAAAACCAAGUUCGUUUCUCUUUCUCAUAACAACCUUGCUGGUUCAAUUCCUGCCUCCUUGGUGAAUUGUUCCAACCUUGAAGGGUUUGAUUUUUCCUUCAACAACCUUAGCGGGGUUGUCCCUCCGCGGCUUUGUGGCAUUCCAAGGUUGUCAUAUGUGUCUCUGAGAAACAAUGCCUUGUCAGGGAGCGUGCAGGAACUCAUUUCCACAUGCCAAAGUUUGGUACAUUUGGAUUUUGGUAGUAAUAGGUUCACUGAUUUUGCUCCAUUCCGCGUCCUUGAAAUGCAAAAUCUUACCUAUCUCAAUCUAUCGUAUAACGGGUUUGGAGGACACAUUCCUGAGAUCAGUGCCUGUAGUGGCAGAUUGGAAAUCUUUGAUGCUUCAGGGAAUUCUUUGGAUGGGGAGAUUCCCCCCAGCAUAACUAAAUGCAAGAGCCUAAAGCUCUUGGCAUUGGAGUUGAAUAGGUUGGAGGGGAAUAUCCCAGUGGAUAUUCAGGAAUUGCGUGGACUAAUAGUUAUCAAAUUGGGUAAUAAUUUCAUUGGUGGAAUGAUUCCCAGUGGCUUUGGCAACGUUGAGCUUCUUGAGUUGCUGGAUUUGCACAAUCUAAACCUCGUUGGCCAAAUUCCUGAUGACAUAAGCAAUUGCAAGUUUCUUCUUGGGUUGGAUUUUUCGGGUAAUAAAUUGGAAGGUGAAAUUCCUCAGACCCUUUACAACUUGACAAACCUGGAAUCCCUUAACCUACACCAUAACCAGCUUAAUGGAAGCAUUCCCCCAAGCCUAGGAAACCUAUCAAGGAUCCAGUAUCUAGAUCUGUCACAUAAUUCACUUUCUGGCCCAAUCCCUCCUUCCCUUGGAAAUUUAAAUAACUUGACACAUUUUGAUCUCUCAUUCAAUAAUCUCUCUGGCCGCAUUCCUGAUGUUGCAACCAUACAGCAUUUUGGUGCAUCUGCAUUUUCCAAUAAUCCUUUUCUCUGUGGUCCUCCUUUGGAUACCCCUUGCAACAGAGCUAGAUCGUCUUCAGCUCCUGGGAAGGCUAAAGUUCUAAGCACCUCAGCAAUUGUUGCAAUUGUUGCUGCAGCUGUAAUUCUCACUGGGGUUUGUUUGGUGACCAUCAUGAAUAUGAGGGCGCGUGGUAGAAGAAGAAAAGAUGAUGAUCAGAUUAUGAUUGUUGAGAGCACACCUCUUGGAUCAACAGAAUCAAAUGUUAUAAUUGGAAAGCUGGUUCUCUUCAGCAAAAGUUUACCAUCAAAAUAUGAAGAUUGGGAGGCAGGUACCAAAGCAUUGCUUGACAAAGAGUCUUUGAUAGGUGGUGGAUCAAUUGGUACAGUCUACCGAACUGAUUUUGAAGGUGGCGUCUCAAUUGCAGUGAAGAAGCUUGAGACUUUGGGAAGGAUCAGAAACCAGGAGGAAUUUGAGCAUGAACUUGGGCGACUUGGCAACCUUCAACACCCUCAUUUAGUUGCUUUUCAAGGUUACUAUUGGUCCUCUUCAAUGCAGUUGAUUCUAUCAGAGUUUAUCCCAAAUGGAAAUCUGUAUGACAAUCUACAUGGGUUUGGCUUUCCUGGAACCAGCACUAGUACAGGCAACAGGGAAUUAUAUUGGUCUAGAAGGUUCCAAAUUGCAGUGGGAACUGCAAGAGCCCUUGCUUAUCUCCACCAUGACUGUAGACCUCCAAUUCUUCAUCUCAACAUUAAAUCCUCUAACAUUCUCCUAGAUGACAAGUAUGAAGCUAAGUUGUCUGAUUAUGGAUUAGGAAAGUUACUUCCCAUUUUGGAUAAUUAUGGUCUGACCAAAUUCCACAAUUCUGUGGGAUAUGUUGCACCAGAGUUGGCUCAAGGCCUGAGGCAGAGUGAGAAGUGUGAUGUUUACAGUUUUGGAGUCAUUCUUUUGGAGCUGGUUACAGGGAGGAAGCCUGUGGAAAGUCCAACCACAAAUGAGGUAGUGGUUCUGUGUGAAUAUGUAAGAGGUUUGUUGGAGACUGGCUCAGCUUCAGAUUGCUUUGAUAGAAAUAUACUUGGCUUUGCUGAGAACGAAUUGAUUCAGGUUAUGAGAUUGGGGCUAAUUUGUACUUCGGAGGAUCCUUUAAGGAGACCAAGCAUGGCUGAGGUUGUCCAGGUCCUUGAGUCCAUUAGAAAUGGAUUGGAGUCCCAAUCCCAUUAACCAGUAAGAGCUUUUCCAUGCAGUACAGUUCAGAAUUGAAGUGAUUGCUUAUUUUGUUAAAUUCUCCAUGGAACGGAUGUAUCAGAUUUAGGCAUUCAAGCAUACAUGGAAGGAGAUUUGGAUCGGGAUGGACUGUGUAUACAAGCGGGCAUGGGGAAGGAUGUUACUUGGCAUUCACAUCGUAAAAAAAGAUGAAGGAUAAAAUUCUUUUGUAUUCAUUCUUAUAUUGCCAUUUUUUUCCAUAAAAUUUGUAACAUCUGCAAAUAAAGGCAUUUGUUUAUUCCAUUACUUCACGUGUUUUCAGGGGGAAUACAAAAGAUGCCUUUGAUUCAUUUCCAAGUUUUUCUCUUUUGACUUUCCAUAAAUGUCAUGAGGUACAAACAAAGAUACGAGAAAAUGUUGAGAAA
Glycine soja is the source of this 4002-nucleotide messenger RNA. Its product is annotated as probable LRR receptor-like serine/threonine-protein kinase At1g12460. The transcript has 2 exons. Bases 935 to 3595 code for a protein of 886 amino acids. Gene Ontology annotation, molecular function: protein kinase activity; protein binding; ATP binding. Lineage: Eukaryota; Viridiplantae; Streptophyta; Magnoliopsida; Fabales; Fabaceae. The record is from RefSeq and is a predicted model, not a curated record. Gene Ontology annotation, biological process: protein phosphorylation.